Molecule: messenger RNA, 4218 nt
Organism: Aspergillus steynii IBT 23096
Lineage: Eukaryota; Fungi; Ascomycota; Eurotiomycetes; Eurotiales; Aspergillaceae
Product: ubiquitin-activating enzyme E1
Exons: 12
Coding region: 1-4218 (1405 amino acids)
Biological process (GO): protein modification process
Cellular component (GO): cytoplasm
Molecular function (GO): ubiquitin-like modifier activating enzyme activity; glutathione transferase activity
Source: RefSeq, a predicted model, not a curated record
AUGACGGACUCCACGAUGCAGGUGGAUAACCCCCAGGAAACUGUGGAGAUGAUCAAGCAGGGGGAGAUCGACGAGUCCUUGUACAGCCGGCAGCUGUACGUGCUUGGUCAUGAGGCUAUGAAGCGUAUGGGAUCAUCCAAUGUUCUUGUUGUGGGCUUGAAGGGUCUGGGUGUGGAAAUCGCCAAAAACAUUGCCCUCGCCGGUGUCAAGUCCCUCACAUUGUACGAUCCUGCUCCUGUCGCCAUUUCGGACCUGUCCUCCCAGUUCUUCCUUCAACCUCAAGAUGUCGGCAAACCCCGUGCCGAAGUGACGGCCCCGAAAGUUGCGGAAUUGAAUUCAUACGUUCCGGUCACGGUUCACGAGGGCGACAGCAUUGCAAUUCUGGCUAUUGCAGACUUCUGUCACAAGAACGGCAUUUACCUGACCAUCGCGGACACAUUCGGUCUAUUCGGCUACCUCUUCAACGACUUCGGCAAGAACUUCACCAUCGGAGACGCUACGGGCGAGGAGGCCGUCGGCGGCAUCGUGGCUAGCAUUGAUGAGACUGGCCUGGUCUCCGCCCUGGAUGAGACUCGACACGGCCUGGAGGAUGGCGAUUUUGUGACAUUCACCGAGGUAAAGGGUAUGGAGGGUUUGAACAACUCCGCCCCUCGGAAAAUCACCGUCAAGGGCCCCUACACGUUCUCUAUUGGUGACGUCGCCGGACUCGGGACGUACAAGGAAGGCGGCUUGUAUACCCAGGUCAAAAUGCCCAAGUUUGUGGAUUUCCAGUCGCUCGACGAGCAACUUAAGAAGCCUGAGCUUGUCAUCUCGGACUUUGCCAAGUUUGAUCGGCCACAGCAGUUGCAUAUUGGUGUUCAGGCACUCCAUAAGUUCGCGCAGGCCCACGAUGGGCAGCUUCCUCGUCCUCACAACGAGACCGAUGCUGAAGAGGUUCUCAAACUCUCCAACGAUUUGGCGUCGAGCCAGGAAGAGAAGGUCGAAUUGGAUGAGAAAAUCAUCAAGGAACUCAGCUACCAGGCUCGUGGUGACUUGAACCCCUUGGCGGCAUUCUUUGGCGGCAUUGCGGCACAGGAGGUUCUGAAGGCUGUUUCUGGAAAAUUCAGCCCUGUCCAACAAUGGCUCUACUUGGACUCUCUGGAGUCCCUUCCUGCCUCAAUCACUAGAUCUGAGGAGAGCUGCAAGCCUUUGGGAAGCCGCUAUGACGGCCAAAUUGCCGUCUUUGGUAAGGAAUACCAGGAGAAGAUCUCCAACGUUACCCAGUUCCUUGUUGGAGCCGGAGCUAUUGGAUGUGAGACCCUGAAAAACUGGGCCAUGAUUGGUCUUGGAACUGGUCCCAAGGGCAAGAUCUAUGUCACCGACAUGGAUCAAAUCGAGAAGAGCAAUCUUAACCGACAGUUUCUGUUCCGCACGAGAGACGUGGGUAAACUGAAGAGUGAGUGCGCCUCCGCUGCGGUCCAGGCCAUGAACCCCGAAUUGGAGGGCAAGAUUGUCACCUUGCGGGACCGAGUUGGGCCCGAUACCGAGCACAUCUUCAACGAGGACUUCUGGGAAGGACUCGACGGAGUGACCAACGCUCUGGACAAUGUCGAUGCGAGAACCUACGUUGAUCGCCGUUGUGUUUUCUUCCGGAAGCCCCUCCUUGAGAGCGGCACUCUCGGUACCAAAGGCAACACCCAGGUGGUCCUUCCGCAUAUCACGGAAUCCUACUCGAGCUCGCAGGAUCCCCCCGAGAAGACAUUCCCGAUGUGCACGCUGAAGAGUUUCCCCAACCGGAUCGAGCACACUAUCGCUUGGGCCAGGGACCUCUUCCAGACAUACUUCGUCGGACCACCCGAGUCUGUCAACAUGUACCUGUCCCAGCCGAAUUACAUCGAACAGACCCUCAAACAGGCCGGCAACGAGAAGCAAACCCUGGAUCAGCUGCACGAAUUCUUGGUGGCUGACAAGCCAUUGACCUUCGAUGACUGCAUUGUUUGGGCCCGUAACCAGUUCGAGGCCCAGUACAACAACGCAAUCCAGCAGUUGCUUUACAACUUCCCUCGGGAUUCGAAGACCUCGUCUGGUCAGCCCUUCUGGUCUGGACCCAAGCGUGCUCCUUCGCCCCUGAAGUUUGACGCUACGAACCCGACUCACCUCGGGUUUGUUAUCGCCGGAGCAAACCUCCAUGCCUUCAACUACGGCAUCAAAAACCCCGGUGCCGACAAGGAGUACUACCGCAAGGUCGUUGACAACAUCAUCAUCCCCGAGUUUUCUCCGAAAUCUGGCGUGAAGAUCCAGGCCAACGAGAAUGAUCCCGAUCCGAACGCCCAGGCUUCCGGAUCCUCUUUCGAUGACAAUAAGGAAAUCCAGCGCCUGGUCGAGUCUCUGCCCGCGCCGAACUCGCUUGCCGGCUUCCGCCUGACCCCGGUGGAGUUCGAAAAGGACGACGAUACCAACCAUCACAUUGACUUCAUCACUGCGGCCAGCAACCUUCGUGCCGACAACUACGAUAUUCCUCAGGCCGACCGCCACAAGACCAAGUUCAUUGCGGGCAAGAUUAUUCCUGCCAUCGCCACCACGACUGCGCUGGUUACUGGACUGGUUGCCUUGGAGCUGUACAAGAUCAUCGACGGCCAGGAUGACAUCGAGAAAUACAAGAACGGCUUUGUCAACCUUGCGCUGCCGUUCGUUGGCUUCAGUGAACCCAUUGCCAGUCCCAAGGGCAAGUACCAGGGCAAGGAUGGUGAAAAGACCAUCGAUCAGCUUUGGGAUCGCUUUGAGGUGGAUGACAUCCCCCUCAAGGACUUCCUUCAGUAUUUCUCCGACCUUGGGUUAGAAAUCAGCAUGGUGAGCUCCGGAGUGAGCUUGCUAUACGCGAGCUUCUAUCCCCCGUCGAAGGUUAAGGACCGCCUUCCGCUGCCGAUGAGCAAAUUGGUGGAGCACGUCAGCAAAAAGCCUGUGCCGGAGCACCAGCGGAACAUCAUCUUCGAGGUGACUGCCGAAGAUCAGACGGAGGAGGAUGUGGAGAUUCCAUAUGUGAUGGUUAAGCUGAGGAAGCCUAUACCUCCUGCUAUUUAUACUCGUGGUGAUUUCUUCCUGCCCCUCAUCUCUCAUGUUUCUUGCCCUCCGCCGUCUCCAGCAGUCCUCCCGCCACAUCUUGCCCCUCAACACCACCGCGGGAUCAACUAUAUAUUAACUCUCAAUGAUCUAUCUCAGACCGGAAACACUCACAAAAUCACCGACUGGGUCAAUCCCAAUGACAAGUCCGGUGAAUUCAAGCGUCAGCAGUCCGUCUUCCGGAACUGGAUCUCCAGAGAGCCCGGCGCGGACUUUCCCCCGGAGAAGGAUCGUUACCAUCUCUAUGUCUCGUACGCCUGUCCCUGGGCCCACCGAACAUUGAUCACGCGAAAGCUCAAGGGCCUGGAGGACAUCAUCUCGUUCACGUCGGUGCAUUGGCAUUUGGCUGAGAAAGGUUGGCGCUUCGCAACCCCGGAGGAGAGCUUGCCUGGCGAGAACGCGGUUCCGGAUCCUUUGCAUCCGCAGUAUACGCAUCUGCGCGAGAUCUACUUCUCCAAUGACCCGGAGUACACGGGGCGAUUCACGGUCCCCGUCCUCUUCGACAAGAAGACCCAGCGCAUCGUGAGCAACGAGAGCGCCGAGAUCAUCCGCAUGCUCUACUACGAGUUCGACGACCUCCUCCCCGCGCAAUACAAAGCCGUCGACCUCUUCCCCAGCGCCCUGCGCGCCGAGAUCGACGCCACAAACGACUGGACCUACAACGAGGUCAACAACGGCGUAUACAAGUCCGGUUUCGCGACCACGCAAGAAGCCUACGAGAAGGCCGUGACCACGCUGUUCGCCUCGCUCGACAGGAUCGAGGCCCAUUUGGCCGCGUCCCAGCGCGCCGGCAACCCCUUCUACUUCGGCUCGUCGAUCACCGAGAUCGAUAUCCGGCUGUUCACAACCAUUGUCCGCUUCGACCCCGUCUACGUGCAGCACUUCAAGUGCAAUCUGCGGGACAUCCGCUCGGGGUACCCGGCGCUGCAUCGCUGGUUGAGAACCCUGUACUGGGACGUGCCGGCCUUCCGGGACACGACUCAGUUCGAACACAUCAAGAAGCAUUAUACGAAGAGUCAUAAGCAGAUCAAUCCGUUUGGAAUCACUCCUGUCGGACCGGUGCCGGAUAUUCUUCCGAAGGACGAGGAGGUUAGGGCUGUUGCUGCGGCUAAGAAUUGA